This is a messenger RNA of Knipowitschia caucasica, 282 nucleotides long. Lineage: Eukaryota; Metazoa; Chordata; Actinopteri; Gobiiformes; Gobiidae. The record is from the annotation of a GenBank genome assembly.
AUGUGUUUUCGGUUCCUCCUGUAUGUUUGUCCUUCAGACUGGAUCAAGUACGAUCUCGGCUCAACGCACAUCUCUUUGACUAUUCCGUCUUUUAUUCAGAAGCUGUUCGCGCACUUCCUCAGGAUUGAGCAUUUUGGGAGCAAGCAGCUCUUUGGACACUGGAAGAGUGGAGCGUGUUUGCCUAGACAUAAGUCUUUGUGCUGGAGAUCCAAGUUUAGAGUCUCUAGCAAGCUCAUCUCUAAAGGGAAAGAAAGGAUGCAUUGCAGAAGGGAGAUUGUGUAG